Molecule: messenger RNA, 1015 nt
Organism: Homarus americanus (American lobster)
Lineage: Eukaryota; Metazoa; Arthropoda; Malacostraca; Decapoda; Nephropidae
Product: pupal cuticle protein 36-like
Exons: 2
Coding region: 52-855 (267 amino acids)
Source: RefSeq, a predicted model, not a curated record
UAUAGUAUAAAAGGAGGGAAGCACUCGAGUGAACAGUACACUCACUCCACCAUGAAGCUCCUGAUACUGGCGGGUAUGUUGGCAGCGGCCACGGCCGGCUCACUUCAGAGCUACAGCUUACCAACACCCUUUGGCUCUGGCUUCUCCACCGGCAGCUCAUCUACCAGUUUCGGAUCCUCCCUUGGUGGCACAGGAUUUUUUGGGGGAUCAGGGUUUUCUGGAAGUUCAGGGUUCUCUGGAGGUUUAGGGAUCUCUGGAGGUUCAGGGUUCUCUGGAGGUUCAGGGAUCUCUGGGGGCUCAGGGUUCUCUGGGGGCCCCGGCCCGUUUGACAGCAGCUGCGGAGGAGGGCAGGUUCGUCAUGUGGACGGCAGCUGCGUGACUCCUCAGGUCACCCGAAACUUGUUCCGGUACAGAGUUCCUCCAGCAACCCCGAUCUUGGGUGCACGACCAAACGUUCCUCCACCAAGAGUUGAGGACAAUAUACUCUUCAUCGAAUUUCCAGAAGAACUCUUCAACCAAGAACCCAUUGUGGUACCACCACCACAACAAAGAAACGUUGUGUACGUCCUCAACAAGCGGCCUCACCAAGAUCACACGGUUGUCCACGCACCGGGACCUGAACAAGCGGCUCCUGAGGUGUUCUUCGUCAACUAUGCUGAGGGCGAGAACCCGACAUUACCCAGUGGUGGAGACCUCCAGUCCGCCCUCAGCUCAGCCUCUGACGGUAGCGGCGAACUGGUCGGUAGCAGUGGUGGCAGCAUUAGUACAAGUGGCCUUGUCAGCGGCGGUGGCAGCAUUGGCGGUGUCAGUGGCAGUGUUAGUGGUGGUGGGAGCGGUGUAUAUGGUUUACCCUAAGAAGAAGUGUCCCCUUCUGACACCAGAAAAUUAAUGUUGUCUUCAAAUUUGUUUCUCACUUACGGAGCAUCGGUAAAUGUUAACGCUUCGACCAUAUCUAGUGAAGAUAAUAUAAUGUUAUUUAUUAGAAAAAACAAUGAAUAAACAUAAUACCAUGUAA